Messenger RNA from Ogataea parapolymorpha DL-1, 1512 nucleotides. RefSeq lists its product as uncharacterized. The transcript has a single exon. Gene Ontology annotation, molecular function: transmembrane transporter activity. Gene Ontology annotation, biological process: transmembrane transport. NCBI's taxonomy places the organism in Eukaryota, Fungi, Ascomycota, Pichiomycetes, Pichiales, Pichiaceae. The coding region runs from base 1 to 1512 and encodes 503 amino acids. Gene Ontology annotation, cellular component: membrane. The record is from RefSeq and is a predicted model, not a curated record.
AUGGAGAAAGGUUGCCCCGUUGAAAUCACUCAGGUGUCUGCCGACACAGACUAUAAGUCGUCUUACGAGUACCUCCUCGAGCUCGAGGAACACUACUCUGCUCAUGCCCAAGAAAAGCGCAGAAUGUUGACCAAGAUCGAUCUGCGUUUGCUUCCUUACCUUUCCUUUUGCUACUUGUGGUGUACUCUCGACAAGUCAAAUGCGGGUAAUGCAAAACUGUUUGGAUUUCUCACAGACACCAACAUGACUGGCGAGCAGUACAACUUGGCCCUCACGUGCCUAUUUUUUACCUAUGGCCUAUUUGAGCCAGUCUCGAACAUCGCCCUCAAGCGGGUUGGUCCUAGGCUUUGGGUGCCUUCCAUGAUGGUCAUCUGGGGAGUCGUGGCUCUGUGCACUGCCUUUGUGAAGAACUGGCACCAAUACAUUGGUAUUCGGCUGUGUCUUGGGGCCGCAGAAAGCGUGAUCUACCCCGGCUCGUACUUCAUUCUCAGCUGCUGGUACACCCGUUCCGAGCUGCAGACGAGAAUGGGAAUUUUCUAUGGCGCCAACACGCUUGCCGGUGCGUUUGGUGGAGUUCUGGCUUACGGGAUCGGUAAUCUCGACUAUGCCAGAGGCUGGCGUGCCUGGCGCUGGCUGUUCCUUAUUGAAGGAGUGGCAACGGUGUUUGUUGCUCUUAUUGGAUAUGUCAUGCUGCCGAAUUUCCCUGGAGAAGACAAGAUUAGGUUUUUCUCUGAUAAAGAGCUAGACUACCUUUAUCUGCGGAAAAAAUACGAUAACGGGCCGGCGGGAACAAACCAGAAAUUUGAAAUGAGCCAGGCCUGGAACGCUCUCAAGGACCCGCAAGUCUACUUCGUCAUGCUUAUGUUUUGGUUUGGAGGUUCUGUGCCAACAUACUCUCUUUCCUACACCCUGCCAACCAUGGUCAAAAACCUUGGCUACUCGGCUAUCAAGGCACAGGCAAUGACCACUCCGCCAUAUGUUGCGGCCACCAUCCUCACUGUGUCCAUGGCCAUCUGGGCUGACCGGUCGCAGCAACGUGCUCGUACAAUUAUGAUUUGCUACACAAUUGGGCUUGUGGGUAUUAUCAUUUUAUGGGUCACAGUCCACCAUCCUAAUCUGCCGGGCGUGUCGUAUUUUGCUAUUUUCCUCGCAGCCUCGGGCUACAAUGCGCAGGCCCCAGGAAUCGGCGCUUGGCUGUCCCUGAACAUCCCGAACCCGACUAAACGGGCCUCGGCAAUCGGCUUUAUGAUGCUUCUCGGGUCCAUUGGAGGGGGUGGAAUUGGCUCAAAUAUUUAUAUCGACUCCCAGGCACCUUACUACCCGUUAGGAUUCGGAUUUUCCGUCGGCUGCACGGUUCUUGGUGCCAUGGUGCCGUGCAUGUGCAAUUACUUCUAUCUGAGAUCGCAGAACAAAAAACGCGAUGCUCUGUCUCAAGAGGAAAUUGACAAAUUCUCCCUGGAGGAGCUGGCAGAGCUAGGAGAUAGGGCCCCAACCUAUAGGUAUGUGCUAUAA